CCCCCCCCCCCCCCCCCUCAUUGCCUCCGAGCCCGCCUCAUCUCUCCCCGAGCACCCUAGAUUGCUCUUCACCCGUCGCCAGGAAACCCUAAUUCGUGUCGUUCUCGUUGGAUCCUUGUACUCGCCGAUUCGGGACGACCAGGGUGAUGGUGGGAGGCAGGGUUGAUCGCCCAGAGGAUCUCAUCGUAUCCAAGCCGGCCGAGGAGCCCUGGGCGGCGAAAGAUGACAUAUCUGGAGGAAACAGUGAGAGGAAGGUGCUUUUGGGGUUUGUGGAAGAUUCAAAAGAUCAAAUAACUGCUGAUAAUAAAAUACCUUUGUCUCCUCAGUGGCUCUAUGCAAAACCUAGUGAAAGCAAGCCUGACCUUUCCGCCGCAUCAGGGGAUGUGGGUUCACCAAGUUCCUUGCCCCAUGGGACUCCUGAUUCUAUUCAGAAAGACAUUUGGCGCCUAGAUGGAUCUUUGGAGAAGAAAGAAUGGAGAAGAAAUGUGCUUGAUGUUGAAAAUAGUCGUCAUUGGCAUGAAGAGGAGAGGGAAGCUGGUCCACUUAGCAGGAGAGAGCGCAGAAAGGAAGGGGACCGAGAAAAUGAAUACCGUAAAAAUGGUCGCCGGUCUGAUAAUGUUUCCAUGAGAGAAAUUACUGACUCGAGGUCAUCAGAUCGGUGGCAUGAUGUUAGUAGUCAUAACCUUCGACAUGAAAGUCGGCGAGACAGCAAAUGGUCUUCUCGGUGGGGUCCAGAGGACAAGGAAAAGGAUGCCUGGACUGAUAAAAAGCUGGACGUAGAUAAGGAGGAUGCUCCUAAGGAGAAACAGUCUUUUGCUGCCAGCAAUCGUCUGGCAUCUGAACCUGAAUUCUGUGAUAAAUGGAGGUCACGCCAUCGUCAGGAAGUUAUUUCUAGUCGGUCAUCAGUGUAUCGUGCUGCUCCAGGAUUUGGACUAGAGAGAGGGCGAGGGGAUGGCACAAAUGUUGGGUUUGCCCUUGGAAGGGGUAGGUCAAAUGCCAUUGGAAAUUUAGCAGUCAGCAGGCCUCCUUCUACCAGCCUAAUUGGUGCUGCUGUGCUUGGAAAAUGUGGUUUAUCUGCUGAGGAAUUUCGCUAUCCAAGGGGAAAGCUUCUUGACAUUUAUAGGAAGCACAAGAUAAUUUCAUCUUUUGACAUCACCCCUGAUGGCUUUGAGGAAGUUCCUCCAAUAGUACACUCCAGUUCUAUAGAACCAUUGGCCUUUGUCUCACCUGACAUGGAUGAAGAGGCUAUUCUGGAAGACAUUUGGAAAGGGAAGGUUACCAGUAGUGAAGUAUUCAAUAAUCCCUGUAGGGAUAGGAUGAAAAGAGUCAAUGACAACGCAACAGCCUGUCCAGAUGCUGGGGAUGUUAGCAUGGCCAAGAAGGAAUGCAUGCUCUCUAAGAUUUCUGCUGAAGAGGUAUCAGACACCUAUUCUGCCGGUUAUGGUGCUUCUCAUAGAAAAGUUGAAGAUCUGUUGAAUGAUGGAGCAUCUAUUCUUGGAGAAUGUAAAGCUAAGGUCGAUGCUUUGACUGAUGGUGCUAGCAUUGAUGGUAUGACUCCAACAGUCCCCAAGGAUGAUGCACAUAAUGCUGUUGGAGUUCCAGGAAGUAAUCAUGUUGGCUUUGAGUUGGAGGUUGCUGAAAUAGAUGUGCUAAAUGCUGAUAACAAUUGGGAUAAUUAUGCAUAUCUGAAGAAUGCUACUGAGGACAUGAACUCAACUGCUUCUUUUGAUGUUACUGCUAAGCUACCUGAUGAUUCAAAUUCUUUGUUUGAAAUGUCAUUUAUCUCAGAGUUUUCAAAUACAAAUGGGCCAUGUCAAAUAAGUUAUGGUGAAGCAAAAAUAUCAGAACAGGUUGUUCCUCCUGAGGAGCUGAAUUUGAUAUAUAAAGAUCCACAAGGACAGAUGCAAGGCCCAUUUUCAGGUGCUGACAUUAUCAGAUGGUUUGAUGAGGGUUUUUAUGGUACGGAUUUACCUGUGUGCUUGUCAGAUGCUCCAGAAGGCACACAUUUCCAGCAACUUGGUGAGGUAAUGCCACACUUGAAGUAUAGGUGUCGGUCAAUCACUGCAGUUGAACCUAUUGAUCCAUCAGAAGCUUCAGCUAGUACUUCUGCCACUGAUUUUGCUGGUUCAGUUUCCAUAAAUGACCAACGAUUGACACAAUCGGAAUUUGAGAAUCGUCAAAUUCAGCCAAGUAUUUCUAAAUGUGAAGACCUCGUGGAUUCUAAUUAUGGAAGUUUGCCUCAUGCACUCUCAGAGACUUCAGGAGGCAUUAUGAGGGCUGAAGCGCAGAAGUUAAAUGAACUUGCGGUUCAAGAUGCUGAAGAAGUUUUGGGUAUUGGAAGGGCUGUAAGUAGCAUUGAGAAUCCUCUAGACAAGAUUGCUAAUAAACUCGAUCUGUUAAAUACUCCCUAUGGAAACCAUUUUCUAGCAACCAAAACUGGAGAAGUUGAGUUGACUAAUCAUAAUUUUCCAAAAAGUAAUGAUUUGAACCCUCUUGGAUUGUCAUUCUCUAUGCUUGAAGGAACUUAUCCGAAGCCUUCCCUAUCAUUGGAUAUAUCCAACACUGGGAACCAGAGCUGCCAGUCCAGUUCUUCAGUGGUUGGUGAUGCCUCUUUUUCCAGCCGCAAACAGGAACCAUUCAGUUUAACAUCGAAUUCCCUUGUUGUUCGUGAUUCGUGGUCUAAUAACCAUAGAAUAAAUGCCAGUGGAAUUGUAUCUCCGGAUGAUUCUCAUUACUUGUCUCCCUUGGAAACAGACUCUAACCAAUUGAGUCUAGAAGAGCAGCUACUGUGUCAACAGCUGCAAAAACAGCAGCUUCAACAGCAGCAUUCACUAUUUCCUCAUCAAACUAUGCAUCUGAACGGACACUUUUUUGAGCAGUCAGAAGGUUCUGUUCGCCAUCAACGCUCUAUAAGUCAAUCUUUGCCAGAACUGCAGCAUCGUAUAAAAUGUCAGUUUGAACAGCAGCGACAUUUUGAGCAGUUGCAGCAGCCACAACAGGAGCUUCAACAUCGCCAGAUGCAGUUGCUACAGCAGCAUCAACAACAGCAGCAGCGACAACUAGAACAGCAGUUACUUCUUGAGCAAUUGCAGCAUCAACAGUUUUGUGAAACUGGUUUUGGAACAUCACAUGCAGAUCCUCUCUGGCAAAAUAAUGUGCUUGAUGAGUUCUUGGUUAGGCAACGCCUGUUGCAUGAAUUGCAGGAACAUUCACAACAUGGUCUACAACAGCAUGAUUCAUCACUAGAGCAGCUUAAUCAAGCAGGACACAACCUCCAUCAUGGACAUCACAAUGGUCUGUUGGAUGUCCCAUCUCAUGCCACACGUAGGCAGAUGCUUGCUUUAGAAAAACAACUUUUAGAUCUUCAGCAGGAGCAGUUGCUUGCACGGCAGUUUUCCAUGUUAUCAGGGCAGCUGCCAGGCAUAGAAGAAGGAAGACAUUUGGGGGAGGCAUGGUCAGUUGAUGAAUCUGGUCGGUUUAUCAGGACAGCUUGUUGUCCACCCCAGACUCAGACUGCUGGACUUGGCCAAUUAGAUCUUCUUCAAAUUCAUCAGAGGCCUUCAUAUUAUGAGCAACCAAGUCACCCUGAACAUGACUUGGUGUUGCAUGAGCGAAUGCAGCGAGGGAUUUAUGACUCUAAUUCACACCCUUUUGAGAGGUCAAUCCCUUUGUCUGCAGUUAAUCCUGGGUCAAAUGGUGACCUUGUGAACAUUAUGGCACAGCUUCAACAGCAGGAAGUACAGCAACUACAAGGUCAGAUGUAUUCUUCAGGCCAAAUUGGCCAGUUACAUACUGGUGUGCAUCCCCUUCGACGUCAGAUUGCUAACCAGUUCUCUGCUUCACAUUUAGAUGCAACUGAGGGUUGCAGAUCUGAGUCCAAUGCUCAGCUACAGAAUAUCUUGAUAGAAUCACAAUUCAGUCGGUUGCAUCUAGAAGCAGAGCAGCAGAAGAAAGAUAUGAAUGCGAAUUUCUCUUUCAAGGAUGCAAGUGCAUGGUCAUUACUUGCAAGGGAAGAUGAAAACUUGAGGCAUUCAUUAGCCAGCAUGCUCCAUCAAAGCCAAACCCGUCAAUGCCCUCAAUCUGUAGGAAUGGUUGAUGACCCUCCUACAUUUCCUAAUGAAAUUAAAGAACCAUCUUGGCUUCUUUCUAGGUCUGCAAUGGAUAAUUCAUAUAAUUUCCCUGCAGAUAAUGUGGGCAUGGAGGAUUUUUAUCCAGAAGGUACUCACCUAUCUCAUGUAGGAAAGAACUUGAAGGACCAAAUGGUGAAUGCUGGAAUGAAAGAUCAUGUCAAUGGCACCAAUAUUAGUGGAAAACUGGCUUUCCCAUUAAGCCAUGAAACAUUGGAUGAACUCGAACUUCAGGACAUGGAUCUGCUUGAAAAAAUUCUUCGUGCAAAUUCUUUAGAUGGAAAUGAGACUGUGGACCUGGCAAAGCAGUGUGGAAGCGAUUCUGCUAUUAAGAUGAUGAGUCAGUCUGUUUUAGAUAUAGACACCCUGGAAAGUCGCAUAGAUCGGGCUGGAAACUCUGUUGUGGAUCAUGGAGAGCUGAAACUCACUGCAUCUAUCAGAAAUUCUUCAUUUGGAAGCACUGGUGGAAGUAUGGAAACCUACAACUAUCAGCUGGGAGUUGACAAUGCUUACAAUGAAUCAGUGGCUAAUGACAGGAUGUCUACCAUCCAUCUAAAAGGGGCUGAUGGCUCAUCAUUGAACCAUGUUUAUGGCUCGCACAUUGUAUCAUCCCAGGGAGUGCUAUCCGACCUUGCUUCUGCUCUCCCACCCAGAAGGAAGAGUCCUGCCAUAUUGGCAUCUUCUGAAGGAGGAAGAGGCGAACCUGGGGGAAGUGCCAAGGUUAUGGAGGCAAGAGCUUCUGAUAAGAGAGACAUGAGAUUUCUCAGGACAUCUUCAUGUGGCAAUGCAGAAGUGCCAGAAGCUUCAUUCGUUGAUGUGCUGAAGAAGCCUGCUUCAUCAGAAGCUGUUGCUGCUUCAGGAGCACCAGGAUCUGCCGAUGCUGGUCCAGGCAGGAGUGGCAAGAAGAAAGGUAAGAAGGGAAGGCAUAUUGAUCCUUCUCUUCUUGGCUUUAAGGUUCAUAGCAACCGCAUCAUGAUGGGCGAGAUCCAACGCCUCGGUGAUUAAGUAUCUUUAUGUAUAUUCUACACUCUACAUCUCAUGCAGGUUCGUUCGGAUUUUUUUUUAGUUUUUUUCUGGAUUUUAUUUUACAUAGAGAAUGCCAUUUCUUCUCCUCAUUCUCAACUGUAAAUCAGGGGUUCAAUUUUGGAGAUUGGUAGAACCCUUUGUGAGCGAUCAGAUGUCGGUGUUAGAGAGUAUAUCUCUGUACAGGAUACUAUCAUAACAAAAGUUGGUUCUUUCAUUGUUAUCA
Messenger RNA from Phoenix dactylifera (date palm), 5376 nucleotides. RefSeq lists its product as uncharacterized. NCBI's taxonomy places the organism in Eukaryota, Viridiplantae, Streptophyta, Magnoliopsida, Arecales, Arecaceae. Gene Ontology annotation, molecular function: protein binding. The record is from RefSeq and is a predicted model, not a curated record.